AUGAAUGCAGCUUUUAAAGAACUGCGAAACCUGCCCGCCCCCGCCAAAAUCAACCUGUUUUUGCACAUCACAGGCCGCCGCGCCGAUGGCUACCACUCGAUUGAAUCCGUCUUUCAGCUCAUUGACUGGCAAGACACCGUCCACCUGAGCUUGCGCGAAGACGGACAGAUCUCUCGCGAAGAUCUAGCUUCUUGCGCAGGAGCAGAACUCCCCCCAGACGACCUCUGCAUUCGAGCCGCCCGAGCCCUGCAACAAGCCACGGGCUGCACCUUAGGCGCACACAUCCAACUUGAAAAGCGCAUCCCUGCUCAAGCGGGCAUGGGCGGCGGCUCAUCCGAUGCGGCGACAUGUCUGUUGGGCCUUAAUCGCCUAUGGCAUCUUAAUCAGCCGCUCUCAACAUUAGAGCAAAUUGGCCUCUUUCUAGGCGCUGAUGUACCCUUCUUUCUGCGCGGCAGGAACGCCUGGGUCAGCGGCAUCGGUGAGCAGAUCGAGCCCCUCCGCGAUGGCAUCCUGCCUACCAGUCAGACAUUGGCCAUCAUCAAGCCAAAAAACGGCUUAUCGACAGCAGCGAUUUUUGGUCACGAAGCCUUGAAGCGCGAUACGCCACAUGCUACACUCGCGGUCUUUGCUGAGAAUCCUUACGGCUUUGGCCGCAAUGAUCUUCAGACUGUUGGCGAACUUAUCGAGCCGCAAGUGUGUCAAGCUCUUGCGGUUUUAGAGAAGCAGGGCUUGAAGCCGCGCAUGACAGGCUCUGGCAGCGCGGUGUUUGCGUGUUGUCCGGCUGAUUUCCAGCUCGACGCAAGCUCAAACCCGCUGGGCUGGCAGCAAAAGGUUUGCAAGACACUCGCUGAGCAUCCAUUGGCUGGCUGGGCCGUUUAG
Molecule: messenger RNA, 879 nt
Organism: Cyprinus carpio (common carp)
Lineage: Eukaryota; Metazoa; Chordata; Actinopteri; Cypriniformes; Cyprinidae
Product: 4-diphosphocytidyl-2-C-methyl-D-erythritol kinase-like
Exons: 1
Coding region: 1-879 (292 amino acids)
Source: RefSeq, a predicted model, not a curated record